Meloidogyne enterolobii is the source of this 279-nucleotide messenger RNA. The record is from the annotation of a GenBank genome assembly. NCBI's taxonomy places the organism in Eukaryota, Metazoa, Nematoda, Chromadorea, Rhabditida, Meloidogynidae.
AUGUCUGAUCCUCAAAAGUCGCAUCCCCAAAGGUCGCAUCCUCAAAGGUCGCGUCCUCAAGAGUCGCAUCCUCAAAAGUCGCAUCCUCAAAGGUCGCGUCCUCAAAAGUCGGUCCUCAAGUGUCGGGUCCUCAAAAGUCAUAUCCUCAUGUGUCGCGCCACGGACACUGUUCGCGCUGUUUACCGUCCAGCUCCUUAUGGCUAUGGAAGUACUUAUACAUAUAGAACAUAUUGGCCUUGGAGAGGAAAUAUUCGUUAUCACCAACGGCAAGUUUAUUAA